UCCAGCGCCUUGGAAAGCGGUCUUGAAAGAAUAGGAGGCGCUUUUCUGUCGGCGCAUAUUAAAAUGAAAUUUUGUUUGUUACCUUUAAGAGCAAAUUGCACUACCUGAUUUGACUAAUAUGCAAGUGCGGUCAGAUGCUCUGAGACAGCCAAGUUCAACGUACGCACCGUGCAGCUCUCUGCAGACAGCAGGAUGGCUUUGGGAAAUGGCAAGAGUGUAAUUUUUUGAGAACGAACCCUUUGACGCCGGAGCUUGAAAGUUUAGCAUCUUAUCCCAUAUGUGCCCUAACGCUAAGACUGGCUGGCUGGCACAACCAUGAAUACUUUUGUGGAUACCGAAAAGUCUCAUCUGAUCAGUGAGAAGAAAGCAAGAACCUACACCUUAAAACUGAAAAGCCCAUUUGCAGGAUCCAAAGAAGUAUAUCAAAACUUCCCAUUUGAGAAUGGUAGUACGGCCACAGUCAUUGAGCUGGAACGAUGUGCAAACCUGCACUGCCAUGGGAGGUCAACAUCAUCAAUCGAAUGCAGAGAGAAACUGGUGGCAAGGAAAAAACUCUACAUUGCAUCCUUAGUGUGUUUAGUUUUCAUGAUUGGAGAGAUUGUAGGAGGUUAUUUAGCUCACAGUCUGGCAAUCAUGACUGAUGCUGCCCAUUUACUCACAGACUUUGGAAGUAUGAUGGUCAGUUUAUUCUCUUUAUGGAUUUCUUCAAGACCCCCAACCAAAAUCAUGAACUUUGGCUGGCACAGGGCAGAGAUUUUGGGAGCACUUGUGUCAGCUUUAUCAAUAUGGAUUGUGACUGCAGUCCUUGUGUAUCUGGCAAUUGUAAGGAUUGUAAACAACGACUACGAGAUCGAUGGACACGUGAUGCUCAUCACCUCUGGCUGUGCAGUCGGGGUCAAUGUCAUAAUGGCUUACAUUCUUCACCAGUCCACCACACUCCAUGGUCAUAGCCAUGGCUCUGGCUAUCACAAGAUCGAUGAAUCCGGUGAAAGCCCAGACAGUCAAGGACAUGCACAUUCUCACUUAGGUCAUGGAAACACCAGCGUCAGAGCGGCCUUCAUCCAUGUCAUUGGUGACCUGCUUCAGAGCGUUGGAGUACUGGUGGCUGCUGUUAUUAUAUAUUUUAGGCCUGAAUACAAAGUAGCAGAUCCAAUCUGUACCUUUCUGUUCUCUGUCUUUGUCCUGGGAACCACCUUUACCAUUCUGCGAGAUGUCUUCAGAAUACUAAUGGAAGGAGCCCCAAAGGCAAUAGAAUUUAAAUCUGUCAAGGAGGUUUUGUUGUCUUUAAAAGGUGUGAAGGCCAUUCACAGUCUGCAUUUGUGGGCUCUGACUCUAAGCCACACUAUGUUAUCUGUGCACAUUGCUAUUGAGGAGCAUGCUGAUGCAGAAACAGUGCUUAAGGAGGCUACCGAGCUUCUGAGGUCUAAAUUUGGCUUCCACAGCACUACCAUACAAGUAGAAAAGUAUUCAGAUGACAUGGCCGACUGCACACAAUGUCAAGACCCAAAGGACUGAAGCACCAAACUGUCUGCAAGGGGUAGGGUGCAAUCGAGAGAGCUUAUGGGUACAUAAAUCCUACAGGUCCAAAGUCAAAGCAUUCUGAAACUUUGUAACCAGAGACAGAAAUGUGAGGAAACUGUGAGGAUAAAUUUAAACCUUUGAACCAAUUUGGUCUUUAUAAGCUAGUUUGUAUUUUCAUAAGCAACCAAAACAUAUCAUUCUCUCUAAGAUGGAAGUACAUUUUCAUUUUCAAAAUGCUUCCGUGCUGGCAUAGGCUUGAAAUUCCUUUUGUCUUGUAGUGAAAAAAAGAACCAGAAAUUAAACAUUCUAUACAUUUAAAAUGUUAAAUACUUUGAUGGAGUUGUCAUUCAAAUGUGAUUAGCUUCAUGGGGUGAAUGUCAAGAGAUAAGACACAUAUAGUGGGGUAGUGGCAAUUUAUGAUUUUAAAUUAAUAUUCGAUUUAUUAAUUAAGUUUGGGAUUUAUGAAUCAAUAACAUUUAAAAUGAUAAAUAAUAUCUAAAAGUGGAAUGUGCAUUACUCCCUUUGAAAAAGAAAUAAAUGAAAGGCUGCUGUUAAUUCCAGAGUGAUUUCAAAUUUGAUUAUAAACUCCUCCAUCAUAAAUGACCUUACCCAGUUGUGAUGCCCACCACAGGGAGGUACAAAACACUCUUUUGCAUCAGGCAUCAUGUCUUAUGAGGCAGAACGAGGAGCCUAUAAUAUUUUCUGGAGAGAUUCAGCCUUAGUACCUGUCUUCGUCCCCGGAGAGCCCUGCUCUAUGAUGGAUGCUGCAGAAUAGCUUAGAAAUAGAAAAAUAUAAUAUAGUUUAAUUAUGUUCAUAAAAUAAGAAAAUUGGGAAAAACAAACGCAUUUUAUUACAACUUUGAUUUACAAACACAGCCAGCUGCUUUAGAUAUUAAUUUAAACUACAGUGCUGUUUGUAGACAGUAUAGCUGUGAAUACUAAUAAAUGUAUUCAAUAACAUUAUCGCCCCGUAACAGAGGGAGUAGCAAGCAAAGCGAGAACAGCACAAACAUCACAACGAAAUACAAAGGUGUCUGUUCCAGUUUCCAACUUUGUAACGAUCACUUUUGGAUUUAAAGUGGCCUCGAACUAAGGGCACACACAGCUGCACAAUUGUUUUGUUCCUUCAUUUUCAGAAGCCUUCCUGAGUCCCUUUAUUUACCAUUUCUGUAUCUAACAUACAUAUCGUAAUUGCCACUGUCAACACGUGAACAACAAUAAAUAACAUG
This is a messenger RNA of Polypterus senegalus (gray bichir), 2750 nucleotides long. RefSeq names its product solute carrier family 30 member 2 (gene slc30a2). The transcript is spliced from 9 exons. Gene Ontology annotation, molecular function: zinc ion transmembrane transporter activity. Lineage: Eukaryota; Metazoa; Chordata; Cladistia; Polypteriformes; Polypteridae. The record is from RefSeq and is a predicted model, not a curated record. Gene Ontology annotation, biological process: zinc ion transmembrane transport; response to zinc ion. The coding region runs from base 316 to 1515 and encodes 399 amino acids. Gene Ontology annotation, cellular component: plasma membrane.